UUACCUUCACACUGCGCAGACGCGACUUAAUCAGCAAAUAAAUCCUACGUUCUGAUUAAUCUGACUUAGUUUGAUUCGCGAUCUGAAACAAAUAGUUAGCAAGAAAAUGACUGACAUUCUAGAACCCGAUUAUGACAUAAACGCUCGCAACCUUUGUGGUUUCACUGAGCUUAAUGGCUACGCAUUUUCCGGCGAUUUAACCGGAGUGGAAAAACUGACAGCAGAAGGUGCUGACGUCAACUCCACCAGCGUGGGCGAUUACACAGCCUUGCACAGCAGCUCCUGGAACGGACACUUCGAAAUUGUCAAAUUUUUAAUCGAACACGGAGCAGAUAUAAAUGCCCAAACCUCCAAAGGAUUCACUCCUUUGAACGGUGCCAUCUGGGAAAAGCACAACAAAAUCGCUCGUUUUUUGCUAUCAAAAGGAGCCGAUUUUCACAUUGAGAACAACGAGGGAUUUUCGCCGCUCAUUUCCGCUUCCUGGACGGGAAAUUUGAGAAUGGUGGUUGAUUUGAUCAGACUUCAAGCUGAUCUCAAUCACAAAAACAUAAAUGGAUAUACUCCACUUCAUGCAGCGGCCAGAAAUGGGCACUUGUUUGUGGUGCAGUUGUUGAUUGAAAAUGGGGCAGAUCUUGGGGCAAUUGAUAAUUUCGGAAAUAAUGCAUUGGUUAUCGCUUUGAAGAAUUCUGAGUUAAAGGUUGCUGAUUAUUUGGCUAAAAAAAUUGAGCAAUACAAUAUGUUAAUGAUUAAAAAGGAGUGAUCUAAGUUAUAAUAAUAAUAAUAAUAAUAAUAAUAAUAAUAAUAAUAAUAAUAAUAAUAGUAAAAAUAAAAAUAAACAUUUAUUAUAUAAACUGCAUUGUAGGGUCUAAGAAUUUAUAUUUUCUUACACCUUUUUAUUCAAUCAAUAAAAUGAUUUAAAAUA
Molecule: messenger RNA, 922 nt
Organism: Tribolium castaneum (red flour beetle)
Lineage: Eukaryota; Metazoa; Arthropoda; Insecta; Coleoptera; Tenebrionidae
Product: serine/threonine-protein phosphatase 6 regulatory ankyrin repeat subunit A
Exons: 2
Coding region: 107-760 (217 amino acids)
Molecular function (GO): protein binding
Source: RefSeq, a predicted model, not a curated record